GCGCGGCGGGGCGGGAGGAAGCGCGGCGGGGCGCUGCGGCAGCAGUCCGGGCGACAGCGGUGCGCUUUACGGCGGACCGUGCGGCAGCGGUGGCGAGCUUUACGGCGGGGUUCGCGUGCAGCGCGAUGGCGGAGGAGGACUGGCUCGGCGUGGAGGCGGCCGUGAGCGCCAGCGAGGACGAGGGGGCGGAGGAGGAUGGCGAGCGGCGGCAUCAGCAGCUCCUGGAGGCGGUUAGCUCCCUCUCCGGACAGAAGCGGCGGAAGCUGGCAGAACGUACGGAGGCAAGCGUGCAGGUGUCCGAGUUCAACGUCAGCUGCAAAGGUGCUGGGGAGAAGCUGGUUCUGUCUGAGCUCCUGCAACCUAUCAAGGCCAAAUCUGCCCUGAGCAGUGUGAAGAAAGAGCUGAACAGAGUGAAGCAGAAGAAGGCAGUGGAGCUACCACUCAGCAAAGAGGAGGCAGAGCGGGUUGUGAGAGAAGCCGCCUAUGUCAGAACCUCUAAAGAUGUUGGCAAAUGGCAGCAGGUGGUUUUGCAGAACCGACGAGCAGAGCAGCUGGUUUUUCCCAUGAAACAGGAGCUCGUGGCAGUUGCACCCCUGGAGCAAGUGGUUUCGGCUUGGAAGGCCCGGACUCCCCUGGAGCAGGAGAUCUUUGGGCUGCUCCACAAAACACAGCAGCCCAUCACAGACCCGUUGCUGACACCACAGGAGAAAGCCUCGCUGCAGGCAAUGAGUUUGGAGGAGGCUCGGCGGCGGCGAGCAGAGCUGCAGAAGGCUCGGGUCCUCCAGUCCUACUACGAAGCCAAGGCUCGGCGAGAGAAGAAGAUCAAGAGCAAGAAGUACCAUCGAGUGCUGAAAAAGAGCAAGAAACGCAAGGCCUUGAAGGAGUUUGAGCUGCUGCGGAAGUCGGACCCCGAGGCUGCCUUGGCAAAGCUGGAAGAGCUGGAGCAACUCAGGAUGGAGGAGCGGAUGAGCCUCAAGCACCAGAACAAGGGGAAGUGGGCCCGCUCCAGGGCCAUUAUGGCUAAGUACGACCUGGAGGCCCGCAAGGCCAUGCAAGAGCAGCUGGCCAAGAACAAGGAGCUGAUGCAGAAAGUGCGAGUGGAGCUGCCUGAGGAGGAGCCAGGCGACGUGCCUGCAGAGGACCUCGUGUCAGAGUCUGUCCCCGCUGUCCCCGUGGAUGCCAGUGGAGCUAAUCCCUGGAUGCUGGGCAAGCCCAGCAGCCCAGCCAAGGAGCCUGAGGUGCAGGAGGAUCUUGGAGAUGUUACAGAGCCUGCUGUUGCGGAGAGCAAGGAGGAGAUGUCGGAGGAGGAGAUGUCGGAGGAGGAGGCCUUGCUACAGGACUUUGAGCAGAAGCGGCACGUGCGGCGACAGCAGGCGGCGAGCCCUGAGCUGCAAGGUGCUGAUAUGACAGAGGUGGUGUCAGAGCUGCCAGAAGACGUCUCUGUUGACCCCAUCUGCACCGAAGAGCAGGUGAGCGUGGGGAUCGAGCAGCCUUCCCAGGCGCAGGAGGAGCUCUUGCUGUUAGAGCAGCCAAGCUGCGUGCAGACGAUGGAGGACAUUGAGGCUUUGGCUUCGGAGGAACGUGCAGAUGAGCAAGAAACACCAGUGGCCACAGGAACGGAGAAGAGAGUGCACCAGCAGGAGCAAGGCAGAGCUGAGGAUAGGCAAGCCAAGAAACCAAAGGCCAAGAAGACGAUCAUCAGCUUGCAGGCUGUGCUAGCUGGAAAGUCCCAGGAGAUCCAGUGCCCCAGCCUCCCCGUGGCUGUGGAGGAAGAGGAGGGUGGCUUCGACCAGAGAGGGGUGAUCACAGAGGCCUUUGCGGGGGACGACGUGGUCGCUGACUUCCGCCGGGAGAAGCGCAAGGCAGAGCAGGCUGGGAAGCCGCAGCCGGUGAACUUGGUGCUGCCGGGCUGGGGCGAGUGGGGAGGCACAGGACUGAGGCCCAGCAAAAAGAAAAUGAAACGGUUUCUGCUCAAGCCACCCCCGGCACCUCCCAGGAAAGACCAGCAUUUGCCACACGUCAUCAUGAGUGAGCAGCGCAACAUCCACGCAGCAGCACAUCAGGUCAGCGAGCUGCCUUUCCCCUUUGAGAAGCACCAGCAGUUCGAGCGGAGCAUCCGGACGCCCGUGGGCCCCACGUGGAACACGCAGCGUGCUUUCCAGAAGCUGACUGCCCCGCGUGUCGUCACCCGAGCGGGCCACAUCAUCCAGCCCAUCUCUGCCGAGAAUGUCCCCUCCCUGGCCGCAGCAGCCAGCAGCGGAGCCAAGGCCGCGUUAGAGCUUGCACCCAAGCGGAGAGAACAACCCUCUUGCCCCCCUUGCCCACGCAAGAGAGCGCGGUAGCUCUGUGUCCCGGUGGCUGCUGCGUGGACUGGCCUACGUGCCUGCUAGGGGAGCAGGACAGGGCCCUUGCUCUGCUGCAGCGAGUCUCCCUGUCACGUCCACGAUUCACUAACACUUCCUCUGUAAUAAGAUGCCUUGUCUGCGCAGGCUUCCCUGCCAGUGCCCUGGGCCUGGGACCGCAGGCGCCCUCUUGCCUCCGUUUGAGUCACUCCUGCCUGUUUUUGGGGACCUAAACGGGGCAGGAAGAGUGGGAUGGGUGAAUUGUACUGGUGCAACGUGAGCAGCUUGCUUUAAGUCAGGCCUAUGAGGUACAGCUUGUGGGUGGGAGCACGUAAAGGAGGUGGAGCUGCCUGUGCUGGGCUGGAUUUACCCUGCCUCUCAUUUCUCUGUCUUUCGUAGCCCAGUUUUAUAUUUUUUUAUCUCGUCUCCAUUGGCUUUCCUACUGCCUGCUCUGAUAAGCCUGUCCUCAGCAGAGCCUGGCCACGUUGUACCACACCUCGGGCCCUCCUGCUGCUCCAAAGUGAAUUCUGGCUGGCUCUAAUAAACCUGGUUAGCUGGAAAA
Messenger RNA from Dromaius novaehollandiae (emu), 2904 nucleotides. RefSeq names its product UTP14A small subunit processome component (gene UTP14A). Bases 126 to 2342 code for a protein of 738 amino acids. The record is from RefSeq and is a predicted model, not a curated record. Gene Ontology annotation, biological process: rRNA processing. The transcript is spliced from 14 exons. Lineage: Eukaryota; Metazoa; Chordata; Aves; Casuariiformes; Dromaiidae. Gene Ontology annotation, cellular component: small-subunit processome; nucleolus.